AUGUCUGUACCCGAGUCUGUCACUUUUCGGGCUCGAGCUCGUGAAUUUGUAGACCUACACGACCAGGUGGAAACAAGCGUUGGCCUUUUGGAUACGCUCGAAACCUUUCUAUCCACAUUCCAGAACGACCUGUCGUCGGUAUCCGGGCAAAUAUCAGACCUGCAAGCACGCAGUAAAGACAUAGAGAAUAGACUCAAGAGCCGCAAGAGAAUUGAGAAGCCACUGUCAAACCUCAUAUCCGAACUCACGCUCCCUCCUCCUCUCGUCGCGGCCAUACUGGACACAGACGUCUCUGAGGCAUGGCUUGUGCCAAUAGCAGAUCUUGAAGCACGCUUGGAAGCAUUGAACGCGCGUGAACGUGUCCGUGCUGCGCGGGACUUGUCCAAUGUCGCUGAGGGUGUGCGCAUCGUUGCAACGACAAAACUUCGCGCGUUCUUCCUCGCGCAUCUAGCGCCUAUACGACAAAGCAUGACUACGAACAUGCACGUCCUACACGGAGCGGUACUCACGAAGUACCAUCCGCUUUACGUCUUCUUACAGCGGCAAGCGCCGCCCGUUGCGACCGAGAUCCAGAGAGCCUAUGUUGCUGCAGCACGCACGUACUAUGAGACUGGUUUUAGGAGAUAUAUGCGUAGCUUGGGGUAUGUGAAGGCCAGGACCAUUGAGAAGGAUGGCGGCAUCACGUCUAAUCUUGAGGGAGGAGCGCCACCUUCUAUUGAUGCGACGCGACUAGGCUUCGCGCAUAUGGAAGGGGCAGGCGUCACGCUCAUGCUGAUGGCGGAUAACAAGACAUAUACAGAACCGGUCGAAUCGCUACUCAGAUCGGCACUACUUGUACUCAUGGACAAUGCCACGGCAGAAUACGCAUUUCUAGAAACGUUCUUCUCACCGCCGCCUCCCGUAUCCCGAACCGAGCCUCAGCUUCCUGCAACACCUGGGAGCGCUCUCUUCUCUCCAACGCUCAACGCGCCCACAGACUUCGAUGACAGCGUCUCUGCAGCUGGAACGGACUACCUUGAACACACCCCACGCGCUUCUUCGCACCCGAUGGUACCUGCAGGUAGUCAGCGGAAGAAAGAGGACGUCGCAGCGUUGGCAGCUCUGUGGAAGACGAUCUUCGAUCCCGCGCUUGACAACACUCAAACAUUCAUCAAAGCCGCUCUUGAACCCGUGCCGCCUGUUGUGCCGUUGCUGACGAUGAUUCGUCUCGUCGAGGGUGUCAUGGCUGAGACGCAGAAGCGAGGCUGCGCACCACUAGAGAACAUACUUUUCGGUGUGCGUCUGCAGAUGUGGCCACUAUUCCAGCGCGCAAUGGGCGAGAUGGCCGAUGCAUUGAAGAAGCUCGCGGAGGGCGCGGGUGGCGGAGGGUACUUGAGCUUUAGUAGCCGGCCCAAGCUGACUGACGCGAAUGUGCUGCUGAUAUGCAAGCGAUACGUGGUCAUGUUCAUGUCCUUCGUCAUCCUCACGGAGCAGAAUGAAGAGACGAUGAUAUUCUCGAACUUGCUUCGACUCAGGCAGGAGCUCACGAAGCUCAUUGAGACGCAUACGGAGAAGCUUGGAGAUGUAUCUGCUAGAGCGCGCGCACAAUCGAGGCUGUACGAGGAACUCCUUCAGGGUCUGAAUAAAGAGUUCCGGCCCGCGCCUGCGCAUCCUCGCGCAGACACCGAACUCAAGUACUGGCGGGAUAAGGAAGCUGAAGCUCGUACUCGCGUCCGUAGGUAG
This is a messenger RNA of Peniophora sp. CBMAI 1063, 1722 nucleotides long. NCBI's taxonomy places the organism in Eukaryota, Fungi, Basidiomycota, Agaricomycetes, Russulales, Peniophoraceae. The record is from the annotation of a GenBank genome assembly.